GCGCCUGGAAGAAGGCUCGACAUGAGCAGGGAGAUUCCCCCUCAUGUACUGUAUGCCUCUCCAGUGCCGCUGAAUGCACCUAAUGGUGCCCCGAGAGGGCAGACCCUUCCACUCAGCUUGAUUGCUCAUAUAGUAUCUUUUGUAAGCCAUGUUGGCGACAUUGCGCGUAUGACCCGAACCUGCCGAUUAAUGUAUUACAUGACUCUACCCGUACUCUACGAACGUGUCACCCUUCGCUCCUAUUCCGAAACGCGCUACGUAGACGGAAGACCAGAAGGAUAUGGAAGUGGCAGUCCGUUUGUCAUGGGCCUCAGUGGUCUCGCCUCGGGCAACUCAGCGCCAUUGGUGAAAGAGUUCAAAGUGACAGGAGCAUGGACAGAAUCCGGAAUAGAUGAAUACAGCAAAGGAAAGAUACCCGACAGUACCAUCUUACUGGGCAUUGCCUUGCGUGCUGCCAUGGACAAAAUGACACACCUCAAAUCUCUCGUCUGGGAUCUCGACUCCAAGCCAACCAAGUCCAUCUAUCAAGGACUGGCUGCCCGACCAACCCUCACGUCACUCACCCUACGGUUUCCACAAGUCCGAUCGCCACGUCCAAUAGUCGUCAUACCGCCAAUGCCAAAUCUUCGUCGCUUACGUGUGAGCGAUAUCGACCCCCUCUGCUAUCCAGACGAUGUAGCUGGUCUGAUCUUCCACGCUAAGCAGCUGGAAGAUCUUCGCAUUCACUGGAGUCCUCGCAUGCGGAAAGAGGCCGAGCCCAGUAUAAACUUGAGGAUGAUAUUUGGUCAAUGCCUAGAGGCAAAAUACAGACUGAAAAUCAAGCACAUCGGCCUUCAAAACUUCUAUGGGCCCAACACUGGUGACCUGGCAGAAAUUUUCGAACCCGGUUGUGUUGAGAGUGCAGACUUUCUCGACGUCUUUGGAGGUAUCUAUGGCCGCCCGACUACUAUCUGGGUGGAUGAGACAUGGAGAACUAUCCCGGAUCCUGAAUACUUCCAAAGUUACCGAAGGCAUCGAGUCAGCGAACCGGCCAUGGAGCAUGCCAAAAUUCUGUCGCAGUUCUCUGGUUUGGAAGAGUUGUACGUGGUUGGAAACAGUUUAUGCGACCACGACAUGAAAAUGGAGCUUCAAUCGCCCGAGACCGCAGCCACCACGCCUGCUACAUCUGUCACGACACCCACUCCCACUGCCUUCGCGGAAAAGCAGGCCUCUCUAACUUGCAAAGCAUACUUACGCGCCCUAACCACGAACCAUGGUCAGACUCUUACAAAAUUACUACUGCCUGACCAAUUCCCACUUUCGGGUCAACAGAUCGGUGAACUUGUCAGCAAAUGUCCAAAUCUGGAGCAAGUCGGAUUCGCACUGGACAAAGAUGCUCGUGAAGUUAUGAGUCUGCUUGCACCCUUCUUUCUUAAGCUGCGCGCUGUCAGGAUCUUGACCAAUGCAAACAGCGCUAACAUGCUCAACGAGACCGGGAUCACUGAACUGAUUGAUGGAACGCGAACCGAACCACUGUACUGGAAAUGUCUGAAUCAAAAUGUCAGAUAUUGUGGCGUUGGCAACAUCAUCAUCAGGCUUGAAAAGGCGGUAGAGAUGCCAGAUGCUGAUGGAAAUCUUGAAUGGCUGAACCGUGUCACACUGGCCACUCUUGAGGACGUCCAACAAUUUGAGAUCUGGAGACUAGACAAGCUCGAGUUGUGA
Molecule: messenger RNA, 1701 nt
Organism: Aureobasidium musti
Lineage: Eukaryota; Fungi; Ascomycota; Dothideomycetes; Dothideales; Saccotheciaceae
Source: the annotation of a GenBank genome assembly